Messenger RNA from Sorex araneus (European shrew), 1500 nucleotides. Its product is annotated as histone H2A type 1-D. Gene Ontology annotation, molecular function: structural constituent of chromatin; DNA binding; protein heterodimerization activity. The transcript has a single exon. Gene Ontology annotation, cellular component: nucleosome. The record is from RefSeq and is a predicted model, not a curated record. Bases 49 to 441 code for a protein of 130 amino acids. Lineage: Eukaryota; Metazoa; Chordata; Mammalia; Eulipotyphla; Soricidae.
AAGGGCUCCCGAAGUGAGUGCUUUUGCGCUUAAUUGCUAAUUGUAAUCAUGUCUGGACGUGGCAAGCAGGGCGGCAAGGCGCGCGCCAAGGCCAAGACCCGCUCGUCUCGGGCCGGCCUGCAGUUCCCCGUGGGCCGAGUGCACCGGCUGCUCCGCAAGGGCAACUACUCGGAGCGGGUGGGCGCCGGCGCCCCGGUGUACCUGGCGGCCGUGCUCGAGUACCUGACGGCCGAGAUCCUGGAGCUGGCGGGCAACGCGGCCCGCGACAACAAGAAGACGCGCAUCAUCCCGCGCCACCUGCAGCUGGCCAUCCGCAACGACGAGGAGCUCAACAAGCUGCUGGGCAAAGUGACCAUCGCGCAGGGCGGCGUCCUGCCCAACAUCCAGGCCGUGCUGCUGCCCAAGAAGACCGAGAGCCACCACAAGGCCAAGGGCAAGUAGAUGGCUUCCCUAUAGCGCGCAGCGUUUUUGCUUCCUGACCAAACCAAAGGCUCUUUUAAGAGCCACCCAUUUUGUCACCGAAAGGCUGUAUAUUCUGAUAUUAGAGGUUGCGAUGGUGCUAAUUCUUAAGGCACUUCGAAGGGAAAGUAGAAGUCGUUUAAGACCAUCUGCUGAAUACAAAAAGGCUUGAUACAAAGGCGGCUCAUAAAUCCGAAUGAUUUCCCUUACCCGCUUCAAGUCACAGCCACUUAAAGCCUCUAGGGAAGUAACUUCAGUUCCCACUCGAGGCGGCUGUUGCUCCUAAUGAUGUAAAUGUAAAGGACCAAGAAGCCUCAUAGGUUAAAGCUUAGAAUGUGUAAGGCUGGAGCAACAGCGUUUGUUCCGCGGUGGGCCCUUGUUUCAUGUGCGCUCCAUCUAGCCAUCCACACCCCAAAUCCCCAGGCCCCAGGACCUCCACUGCCAAGCCUAUCGCAGCCAGGAGUAAGACGAGUAUAGCCAAGAGUGGCCCAAAUGACUGGCACCAAAGAAACAUGUCAAUGCUGAUACUGAUGCAUUACACUUUUAAUUACAUAUGUUCACCCCCACUCCCACCAGGAAGAGGCAUCCUAUUUAAGUCAUUACAUAAGUGGUAUGGGUUGUGUACAUAAAAUCAAUUUGUGCACAACUAACUCAUGCGAAUUUGUUUAUAACAUAGAUGUAUUCAUAAAUAUCGUUUAUGCUGUAGAGUUUAUGUUCAUGAGAUAAAAUUGGCAGAUUUAUUUUCGGUUACUGUUGGACCACACCUGAUGAUGCUCAGGGGUGACUCCUGGCUGGGGACCGAACCCAGUUUGACUGCGUGAAAGUUUAGCACCUUUCCUGUUGCACUAUCACUCCAGCCCCAAUGUGAAAGAUUUACAGAAGCAUUAUUUGAACUUUCUGGAGUUUGUCUCAUUGAUUUUUUUUCUCUCCACAAAAUCUGGGCAAUUGGGAAAUUCCAUUUUACCCAGUCCUUCGAAUGAAAACUUGCAUAUUCAGAUUUCCACUUGCCCUCACUAAUAAGCCUAUAAAAAUAUAAACACA